UCUCCUGCAAUGAGAAGGGAGGCGCGUGCUGGAUGCUGAGGGGGCGAGGAGAAGCGGCGGCAGAGUGUGGCCGAGGGGGAGCGCUGCCCGCCCCCAGCCCUGCACUCUCCUAUGGCCCUGGCCCUGCCUGCACCCCGCCGAAGUUGCGUUUCUCCCACCGCCCCCUCGCUGCCAUCGGCAGGCAGCAGCGCGGGGCGCGGGAGGGUUAAAAGGAGCUUUCCUCCCUCCUUGCUGGCAGGCCGCCUUCUCCCUGCAGCCGGAUUGGUUCUCCUCUGAGUUCUGCCCCCCCCUCCCACCCGCGCCUCGCCAUUGAAUGCAGUUGAGCCCCUGCGAGGAAGCGGAACUGAAUGGGAGGAGGGAAUUGUUUGCUGGGCUGCUCUCAAGGAAAGUAGGACAAAACCAUAAAGCCCUUAUUUGUUCGGGGUUUUUAUGUGCGCCUGUGUGAGAGAGAUUUGUACCCCUUGCUUAGAAGCCGCUGUGUGUUUCUUUUUCCCGUGUGUGAGAGCACGGGCAGUACCGGUCCGCCUCCACUUGAAAAGCCUGCAUUUGUGUGUUUGCGUUUCUUCCCUCCCAGCUCGAAAACCUGUAUAUGUGUUUUGCAAUUUGAAAGCCAGUGUGUUUGUGUCUCUUCCUCACUUCCCUCCUCCCCUGAUUUGGAACUGCUUAUGUGGGAGAAAGACACCCCCCCCCACACACACACGCUUGAAAUCGCCCUUUGUGUGCAUGUUCCCCACCCCUCUGUCUGUGUGUGGGAGUGUGAGAAAGAGAGAGAGAGCUUGUAAGAAAAACCCUCCCCACCCCAACAAUGUGCCUUCUGGUGAGGAAAUUAAUCACAACAAAAGUAUUACAAGCUUUAAAAAGAAUAGAAGUAAAAAAAUGCUCUUAACAAACUAGAUCCGUUCCCCCCAUCCUCCUUGUCUUUGGAUUUACCAUGUGCUGGUUGAUGGGUCUGAAGAUACUAAACUGCUUAGUAUCUGAAAAUAAUAAGAACAUCAUUCUCUGUUGAUAUGUGUGUUUGUGUUUUCUCUCUGUGUGUGAUUUCUUUGUGUAUGGGGGUGGGUGGGUUUCUCCCCCCACCCCAUUUUUGAGUUAGUCUCUGUGUGCCUUUCUCGAGAGAUAUUUUCUUUUCUCCCUCAUUUGGAAGCCACGGGGGUGGGUCUGGUUUUCUUUUUUUUAAAUUUUCGAUUUUGCUAGAGCAACAGGAAAGACCAAGUGUUUGGAUGCUGGGAAUUGUGUGCAAUCUUUAUUCGUGUAGUAAUGAUUAAUGCGCCCAACACUUUUAAGCUGUAAGCUUGCUUCAGGGUCAUUUAUCUAAUAAUCUUAUAGCAGAUCUUUAUUUAAAAAGAGGACUGUGAGACUCUUUUUAAACAGAGAUUUCCUAUAAGAUGGUUUGAUACUUUUCAGACAGAGAACUAUUUUCUCAUUCCUUUUUGCCACUCUGUGGAUUCUUGUUGUAGAAAAAGCUGUGUCUAUCUUUAAGAGGAACCUAGGAAGCUGACUUCUACUGAGUCUGACCAUUGAUCUAUCUAGGGCAGUAUUGUCUAAACCAGGCCUGCUCAACUUUGCACACACACACACCCCGCCAGCUUUUUGGACAACAACUCCCAUAAGCCCCAGCCACAGUGGCCAAUAGCUAGGGAUUAUGGGAGUUGUAGGUCAACAUGUGCAGGAGGCCUGAAGUUGAGCAACUCUGGUCUAAACUGACUGGCAACAGCUCUCCAAGUUUUCAGGCAGGAGUUUUUCUCAAUCCUACCCAAAGAUACCAGGGAUUGAACCUGGGACCUUUUGCAUGCAAAGCAAAGGCUCUGCUACUGAUUACGGGCUGUCCCAUCUGGCAUUUUGGUACUAGAACCUGCACCUUGAAGCCAGUCAGGUGACAGAUUGCAAAUAAACCCUAGCAGGGAGUGAAGUGCAAUGCUAAAGUCCUAUGAGUAAAGGACAGAAGCCUUCUCAUCCGCUUUCUUUCCCUCACAGAUAGUGGGAUCUCAUUGCUGCUGUCCCUGACGCCAUCUCUUGGAUUGUCUCCUCUCUGGGGUGGAGUGGAAGUGGCCACAAUGCAGGCUGAUCCGGGUCUGGUGACCUUUGAGGAGGUGGCUGUGGAUUUCAGCGAGGAGGAGUGGGCGUUGCUGGAUCCAGACCAAAGGGCUCUGCACCGAGAAGUCAUGGAAGAGAAUUAUAGGAAUGUGGCCUUUCUGGCAGGCUAUGGACAAGCCCAUGACGAUAAGAGGGAACCAUAUGAGGUGCCGCUGAGAACAACUGAGCCUGAAGUGGAGCAAGAAGCUUUUGUGAAUCUGGAGGGAUCCGGGAGGCAGAAGCAAAGCCAAAAACUAGAGAAUGGGAGGAAUCAAUCCAUUGUUUGCCGUGACUUCCAUGAGUGGCCUGUCCAACAAAAACAUCAGAAGAGAGAGGGAAGGCAUGGUGGGGAACCAUCCAGUUCUGAAUUUAGCUUCAAUUCACACUGCAGAGUCGACCCAGGGGAGAAACAAGAAAUGUGCAGGGAGUAUGGAAAGAACUUCUGUCAGAAUUUACAAAUUGCACAUCAGAGUAUCCACACAGGAACGAAUGCUGGGAAUCCACAGAGAUCAAAGACUCAGGAUGGCAACCAAACAGGGAACUGGAGUGAAAAAUCUGAUGUUUGUCAAGAUGGAAGUUCCCAUGUCAUACCAGCCAAACAAGGAAAAAAUAAUGGAAAGAAAAAGACACUGAGUCAAGGAGGAGGCCUUCGAUCACAUGGAAGAGAUUACACAAGAAGAAGAUCGUACAGAUGCUCAGACUGUGGUGAGAGCUUUAAUCAGACAUCGCAACUUCUUACACAUCAAAGAAUCCACAUAGGUUGCAAAUCAUAUGAAGGUGUGGAGUGUGGAAGGAAUUUCAGGGACAGUGAAGCCCUUUGUAAUUAUCAAAAAAUCUGCAACAAAAACAAAAUACACAAAUAUUUGGAACAUGAAGAGGGAUUCAGUCCGAGCCCAAGUCUUGCUUCCCAGCAAACAAUCCACACAGGAGAAAAAACAGAUAAAUGCUUGGAAAGUGGAAAAAGCUUGAUUAACAGUGGAAGCUCUACUAAAUAUCAAAGAAUCAACAGAUCAGAAAAACUAUAUAAAUGCUUGCAGUGUGAAAAGAGCUUUAGUCAAAGCUCAAACUUUAUUAAACACCAAAGAAUCCAUGAAGGAAGAAAACUAUAUGCAUGUUUGGAUUGUGGAAAGAACUUCAGUGGUUCCCUUAGAAUUCAAAGAAGAAUCCACAGAGGGGAGAAACCAUAUCAGUGCUCAGAAUGCAGAAAAACCUCCAGCCGCCAUUCACACCUUACUACUUAUCAAAGAAUUGACACAAGAGAGAAACCACAUCUAGUAUGUGGAAAGAGCUUCAGGAAGAGCUCACGCCUUACUGCCCAUCAAACAAUCCACACAGGAGUAAAACUAUAUAAAUGCUCAGAAUGUGCAAAGCACUUCAGAAGGAGUUCACAACUCACUUCUCAUCAAAGAAUCCACACAGGAGAGAAACCGUAUUCAUGCACAGACUGUGGAAGGAGCUUCAGGUGGAGUUCACAACUGACAUCUCAUCAAAGAAUCCACACAGGAGAGAAACCAUAUCCAUGUGCAAUGUGUGGAAAAAGCUUCAGACAGAGCUCACACCUUACUGUUCAUCAAAGAAUCCACACAGGAGAGAAACCAUAUAAAUGCUCAGAGUGUGGAAAGAGUUUCCGUGAUGGUGCAGGCCUUAGUUCCCAUCAAAGAAUCCACAGUGAGGAGAAGAGCUAUAAAUGCUCAAAUUGUGGAAGGAGCUUCAGAUGGAGUUCGCAACUUACUUCUCAUAAUAGAAUCCACACAGGAGAGAGACCAUAUCCAUGCUCAGUGUGUGUAAAGAGCUUCAGACAGAGCUCACAAUUUAUUACUCAUCAAAGAAUCCACACAGGAGAGAAACCAUGUCAAUGUUUUGAGUGUGGAAAGGGUUUCUGUAAUAAAAGUUCCCUUGCUAAACACGAAAUAAUCCACAGUAGGAAGAAACCAUUUACAUGUUUUGAGUGUGGCAAGAGCUUCAAUCGAAGUGAUGCCCUUACUUCCCAUCAAAGAAUCCACACACAAGAGAAACCAUAUGCGUGUGUGGAGUGUGGGAAGAACUUCAGUUGCAGUAGAUACCUUUCUUCCCAUCAAAGAAUUCAUUCAGGAGAAAAACCAUAUAAAUGCUCAGAGUGUGGAAGGACGUUCAGACAGAGCUCGCACCUUACUACUCAUCAAAUAAUUCAUAGUGAGGAGAGGAAAUAUAAAUGCUCAGAGUGUGGGAAAAGCUUCAGCCAGAGUAGAUACCUUACGUCACAUCAAAGAAUCCACACAGGUGAGAAACCAUAUCCAUGCUCAGUGUGUGGAAAGCACUUCAGACAGAGCUCACACCUUACUGCUCAUCAAAGAAUCCACACAGGGGAGAAACCAUAUAACUGCACAGUAUGUGGAAAGAGCUUUAGCCAGAGGGAAAACCUUACUACCCAUAAAAAGAUCCACAAAGGGGAGAAGCUAUUUACAUGUCGGGAGUGUGGAAAGAGUUUCAGUCGCAACGCAGCUCUUGCUAUUCAUCAAAGAAUCCACACAGGAGAGAAACCAUAUAAAUGUUCAGAGUGUGGAAAGAGUUUUAAUCGGAGUUCAUAUCUUACUUACCAUCAAAGAAUCCACAUAGGGGAGAAACUAUGUAAAUGCUGAGAGUGUGUAAAGAGUUUUGAUCAGAACUCAGCUCUUACUAAACAUCAAAGAAUCUACUCGGGGUGGGGAACAGUACACAUAUAAAUGAAUGGAAUGCAGAAAGUGCUUCUGGUAGAAUUGGAACUUUUAUUGGAAUUGGAAUUCUGCUUCUGGUAGAAUUGCAACCAUAAAACUGCAUAGAAGGGAUGCAUCAUAAACUACUUGGAUCAUGAAAGAAACAUUUAUAAUACACCAAGCCUUGCUAGACCUCAGUUCCAAAAAGAUAUAGGGGCUGUUCUAAUGAGCAGCCAGUCUGGGCUAUGGCAGGUAAGCAUGGGCUUGGCUGCCCAUGGAAACUGCUAGGAGUUGCGCGGCCCCCGGUGGCACCUCAGCAGCAAUCCCAGCUGAGCUGUUAAGUGAGCGAGUGCUCCCUUAACCCUGUUUAACUGAUUGUGUGCCAGCUCAGGCUGCUUUCAACAGGCACUGAAACUCUGCAGGUGCCCUCCUGUUACCGCAUGGAUUCCCACAAUGCACUGCACAUUUGUGCAGUGGGAUUUCUGGGGCCCAGGACAGUGUAUCCUGACCCCCGCACCUCCUCACUGUCUGUAAGCCACAGACCGCCUGGGCACGUGAUCCACAUGCUCAGCAACUCUACAUGGAUCAUCUGGGGGGAAGGCAAGCUUCUGCUACCUUCUCUGCUGCCCACCCUAAAGCCCUCUCACUUGAUUGUGAGAAAGGGCUCCUAGUUUAUUAACAACUUGAGUUGGGUGUGAUAUGUUGUCUGUCUUUUUAGCUCCCCCCCAUCCCCACUGAAGACUCCAUUAUCAAGACAGACAUCCACAGGCUCAAGCCAAUAGCUAACAUUUGGGUUCCCUAACUGAGGACUUCAUUGUUAGGGAGCUCAGGUAUAGUUGGGUCAGUUCUCUUUUAACAGGAUGAGCAUGUCAGAGUCUCUGGCCUAGUUCACACAAUUGUUUGAAUCUAGGUUUCAUGUGGGUUACCAACUGUGACUGUGUGAAUUCAUUCCAAGGUGGUUUACCUUCCCAAAAUGAAUUUGAGAUUCCCACCAUGGUGUGAGUUCACACAAUCACAGUAAUGGUCGUAACUGUUGGAGAAAUCUCCAGGAGUUUGUUUAUUGAGUAGAGGCCACACCAUCCAUUAAGUUCAAGGUUCAUUAUCACGACAUGGCGGGUGGCUGCAUACCCAGUAGACUUGGCAAGAGUGCUUUAUACAGUUACAGAUCUUAAUGCAAACAUAGGCCCACCAGUUAGGGGCUUACAGUACACUGUCUGAACCAAUCAUAAUAGAACAAAGUUCCAGCAUUAUGCAAAGUAAGGAUUGUAAAGUUCCCCCCAAUCAGGAGAGUAUAACAUAACCAGUUACCCAAUUACAGGGUAAUCCUCUCAGGAGAGGAGAGCUGGUCUAGGAGAGGAGAGCAGGUCUUGUGGUAGCAAGCAUGACUUGUCCCCAUAGCUAAGCAGGGUCUGCCCUGGUUGCAUAUGAAUGGGAGACUUGAUGUGUGAGCACUGCAAGAUAUUCCCCUCAGGGGAUGGAGCCGCUCUGGGAAGAGCAGAAGGUUUCAAGUUCCCUCCCUGGCUUCUCCAAGAUAGGGCUGAGAGAGAUUCCUGCCUGCAACCUUGGAGAAGCCGCUGCCAGUCUGUGAAGACAAUACUGAGCUAGAUGGACCUAUGGUCUGACUUAGUAUAUGGCAGUUUCCUAUGCUCCUAUGUAAAGGUCAAACAUCAGACCAUAUUGCUAAUAACAUUGAGAGUAUGCACCAAUCACCAUUUGCCAGCAGUUAACACUCCAGUCUAUAUGUUAUCCCAAUUCCUUCAAUUCCCUACAAAUAUCAUAUUGAUAUGUUACCAUAGCAACCCUUGCAGCAGUACUGAAGUUCAUAACUCACAGGCCUAGCUUAGAUACUUGACUAGGCCCGAACCCAAGUCUCAAAUAAAGUUUUUCUUCAUCAUAACCCACAUGAAAUAAAGUUUUUCUUCAUCAUAACCCACAUGAAACCUAGAUUAAACAUUUGUGUGAACCAGACCUGUAUCAAAUUGAUGUGCUUAGAAAACCAAAGAAACUCCAUGUUUGCCCAGAAUACCACAUUUUAACCCAGAGUAACCUCAGCCCAGCUCAGGGACAUCACGGCCUCUCAUGAUCAACGUCAUUAUCUCUCUCCACUAAAUUGUAUCUAAGAAACUUGGUUCUCACAAGGUUCUCACUGUUCUUUGCUGACAGUUAAGAAAACAGGAUUUAACCAAAUAAGGAGUAAUCACCAGAUGAACAAUGAAUCAUUCGCAUGCGUACUAGAUACUUAGUCCACCAUUUUAUUGCCAUGUAUACUAUGUCUAGGGUGUCAGCAUCCAUUUUGUUGAUUGUAUAAAAGAAAAACCUCAGCUGUAAUCAAUUCAUAUUCAAUGUAGAGCCAUUAGCCCGUUGAAUACCUUGCUAAACUGCAGUUGCAAUAAAAAGCCUCUAAAUGAU
Molecule: messenger RNA, 7154 nt
Organism: Hemicordylus capensis (graceful crag lizard)
Lineage: Eukaryota; Metazoa; Chordata; Lepidosauria; Squamata; Cordylidae
Product: zinc finger protein 678-like
Exons: 3
Coding region: 2055-4691 (878 amino acids)
Biological process (GO): regulation of transcription by RNA polymerase II
Cellular component (GO): nucleus
Molecular function (GO): RNA polymerase II transcription regulatory region sequence-specific DNA binding; DNA-binding transcription factor activity, RNA polymerase II-specific
Source: RefSeq, a predicted model, not a curated record